CAUUCUACUGCAAUUCGUCCUAAGGUGAACAUCCGAGGUUAAUAGCUGCAGCGUGUGUGACAUUGAAGUGAAAGCUUGUGUUUUCUUCCUGAACACCUUUUAAUGUUAUAAUCAUCAUUAAGAAUAAUAAUAUAAUAAACCAAAUCAGAAGUUUUUAUCAAACUACAAUUUCAAAAGGAGUCAAUACAGUGGAAAGUACUUUAGCUGCUAUUUACCAGUAUCGAUCCGGCAAACAGUUUUCCGUGAAUAAGCUAUAGUUUACAGCGGCGCCUACUAUACUUCAACAAAAACGUUAAAAGUUAAGAGUCACCGUCACCGUCGCCGAGAUGGCGUUCAUGAUGCCUGUAGUCAAGAACGAUUGGGACAUUUACAACUCGCAGCGAUCGCGACGGACUUCGGAGUCUGCGGACAAGGCGGGGAUCGGAGGUCGGGUGCGGAAAGUGUCAGAAUCAAGAUCGGAGGGGCCCGUUCUAUCACCGCGAACAGCCGCCGCGCUCAGCCCACACCGGAGCGCCCCUGCGAUGCGCUCGCUAUCUUACUGUCGGGUACCACCGUCACGGGCGUCGUUACGAGUGCACGAAAGCCGAAAGGACUCGGGUAGCCCGUCCAGCGGAGCGCGGGACAGCGACAAGUUUCACAGCAGGGCGUGCGCCGGCUCCCCCGAGCGACACUCGCGCUGCGGCGCCUGCAUGCCCUACCUGUGACGAGGCCGGCCCCGGGGGCUCGCGCUCGCGCCCUCGCCGACACACCAUCUGUGAUAUGUACGCGGUAGAGCAUACCAAACUGAGUUUACUAUUCUCUGCUCUACAUUUUAACUUCAAGAUGUAUACCUGCGUUAAACUUUUACAAUAUAGUUAUUUAAUACUUAUAUGUUAGAUAUAAUAUUAAUAUUAGCUACCUAUUGAACAUGGGCUCGUCCCGAUUACUGUAUUACGUAUGGUAAAGUAUUUUUUUUUUGUUAAAUAAUGCAUGAUUUUAUGUGAUAUUAAAAUGACUGUGUAAAUGGACCAUAUUAAAUUUUAAAUAUUCAGUGAAACUGAACACAAAUGACUUAUAGUGAUUGUAUUUUAAACUUUUAGCCAUUAAUAAGCAAAUAUCAUACCUACUUACUUAGAUUUCUUUGCAUAUAAAAUUAAGUUCCUUUUUUAUAAUAAAAGAACUGCCGUAUUUAUUUAAGUUACUGAGUUUUCGUCUAAAUAAUGUAAUCGUUAAAUACAGUGUUUGAAUGUACAUAUUUGCAUGUAAUCUGCAUUGUCUGAUCUGAUGGUUUUUUUAAAAUAUAUUGCUUAUCCUAAUAA
Molecule: messenger RNA, 1298 nt
Organism: Melitaea cinxia (Glanville fritillary)
Lineage: Eukaryota; Metazoa; Arthropoda; Insecta; Lepidoptera; Nymphalidae
Exons: 3
Coding region: 327-704 (125 amino acids)
Source: RefSeq, a predicted model, not a curated record